AUGGCGCCCGCCAACUGCUCUCUGCAGAGCGCUUGGGUGGAGGGCUCGGUGGCCAUGCUGCUCAUACUGGAGUUUGGCCUGGGCCUGCUGUCCAACGCCGUGGCCCUGUGGGCCUUCUGCCUGCGCCUCCAGGUGUGGAAGCCCUACGCCGUCUACCUGUUCAACCUGGCCCUGGCCGACCUGCUGCUGAGCGCCUGCCUGCCCUUCCGCAUCGCCUUCUACCUGAGGCACAAGAAGUGGAGCUGGGGCCACGCAUCCUGCCACGCGCUGCUCUUCCUGCUGUCGGUCACCCGCGGGGCGGGCGUGGCCUUCCUGACCGCCGUGGCCUUGGAUCGCUACUUGCGCGUGGUGCACCCUCGGUUCAAGGUCAACGCGCUCUCGGUGCGCGGGGCGCGGGUGGUCUCGGCCUGCGUGUGGCUGCUCGUGGCCGGCCUCGCCCCCCAGGGCCUGCUGCUCCCGGGGGCGCCCAGCAACAGCACCGAGUGCCGCGGCCAGCCCCGCGAGGACCUGUCCGUGGGCGCCGUGUGGCCGGAGGCGCUCCUCCUCCUGCAGUUCGUCCUGCCCUUCGGCCUCAUCCUGCUCUGCAACGCAGGCCUCAUCCACACGCUGCAGGCCCGGCUCCGUGAGCCCGGGGGACAGCCCAGGCUGCGCAGGGCCCGGGCCCUGGUCACCACCGUGGUGGUCCUGUUCGCGCUCUGCUUCCUGCCCAGCUUCCUGGUCAGGGUUCUGGCGGACGUCUACCGGGGGUCGCAGAGCUGUGCAGUGCUCAGGGCCGUGGAGCACGCGUCGGACGUGGCCGGUGGCCUCACCUACCUCAACAGCGUGCUCAACCCGGUGGUCUACUGCUUCUCCAACCCCACCUUCCGCGUGUCCUACAGAAGGGCCUUCAACACCCUGCGAGGCCGGCGCCGGGGGCCUGAGCCCCAGGACCUGGACCUCAGAGACUCGGAUUCCUGA
Molecule: messenger RNA, 957 nt
Organism: Elephantulus edwardii (Cape elephant shrew)
Lineage: Eukaryota; Metazoa; Chordata; Mammalia; Macroscelidea; Macroscelididae
Gene: GPR31
Product: G protein-coupled receptor 31
Exons: 1
Coding region: 1-957 (318 amino acids)
Biological process (GO): G protein-coupled receptor signaling pathway
Cellular component (GO): membrane
Molecular function (GO): G protein-coupled receptor activity
Source: RefSeq, a predicted model, not a curated record